Miscanthus lutarioriparius is the source of this 1359-nucleotide messenger RNA. Lineage: Eukaryota; Viridiplantae; Streptophyta; Magnoliopsida; Poales; Poaceae. The record is from the annotation of a GenBank genome assembly.
AUGGAUAGCAAGCGGGUGGGAAUUGUCGGUGCAGGCGUGAGCGGCCUAGCAGCCUGCAAGCACGCCCUCGACAAGGGGUUCAGGCCAGUGGUAUUUGAGGCCGACGGAACCAUCGGCGGAGUGUGGGCACACACCUUGGAGUCGACGAGGCUUCAGGCGCCGACGACCGCGUUCCGGUUCUCAGACCUGGCGUGGCCAGAGAGCGUGAGGGAGGCGUACCCAAGCCACCACAGGGUCAUGGAGUAUAUAAGGUCGUAUGCGUGUGCAUUUGACCUCCUCAAGCACAUCAGGUUCAAUAGCCAGGUGCUUGGCGUUGAGUACCUUGGUGCAGCUGAGGAAGAGAUCAUGAGCUGGGAGCAGUGGUCUGGCAAUGGGACAGCAUUCGGAGCGGUGAAGGGUGGAGGAUGGCGUCUCACGGUCCAGGAUUUGAGAGUCGGUAGCACUGAGGUUUUUAUGGUGGAUUUUCUCAUCCUGUGCAUUGGAAGACACAGUGGAACGCCUAAUAUCCCAGAAUUUCCAGUGAAUGGGCCUGAGUUGUUCAAGGGGAAAAUACUGCACUCACUGGACUAUUCUUACAUGGAUGAUGUUGCUCAGUUUGUUAAGGGGAAGCGUGUGACCAUAAUUGGCUCUGGUAAAUCAGCAUUUGACAUUGCCGCAGACGUUGCCAAGGUGAACGGUGCCACACAGCCAUGCACCAUCAUAUAUAGAACAAAGCACUGGCUGGUCCACAAGUCCAGCAUAUGGGGAGUUGACCUCAGUUACUUCUAUCUGAAUCGCAUCUCGCAGCUUCUAGUUCAUAAACCUGGUGAAGGAUUUUUACGUUAUAUGUUGGCCGCUGCACUCUCUCCCUUGAGGUGGGCGAUCUCUAAAGUAAUUGAAACAUACUACAAGUGGAGCAUUCCUUUACAAAAGCAUGGGAUGGUCCCUGACUACAGCUUCUCCUUUGCUAUGUCUUCAUGCUUGAUUGCAAUGCUGCCAGAAGGUUUCUAUGACAGGGUCGACAAAGGCAGCAUUAUUCUAAAGAAAUCUAAGGCAUUCAACUUUUCUAGUGAUGGAAUCAUCCUGCAAGACAGAAAUGAAACCAUAAAAAGUGAUAUUGUAAUUCUGGCAACAGGAUUCAGAGGAGAUCAGAAGCUUAGGGACAUCUUCACAGCAAAUUGGUGCAGAAGGAUAGUAGCAGGAUCACCGGAUACAGCAGCUCCUCUAUACAGGUACACCUUUGUCUGCAUAUUUGAAGUACCAAUCAACACUACAUUUGAUAUCAGAGCUGCAAUGGACAAGGGAGAACAUCAACUCCACAAAACUAGUGUACCACUUAGGCACUCACCAGUUAACAAGUUUGAAACGUGUAUUGAAUGA